AUGGCGUACGCAACCACCGCAUUGACGCUGUCUCUGGCAACCAUCACCCUUGGCUUGUUAUGGACGGCACCGCGCUUCAUGACUUGGCGGCAGCUGCGAAAGCUGCGUCGCGUCAAGCCCUCGAGGAAGAACAUGGACGACCAGUAUGACGCGAAGUACGCUGCAUCAGAGGCUUCGUCUCCGGACGGACCGGUCCGCAUCAAGGCCAUCUUUAUUCACCCCGUCAAGUCGUGCGGCCCCGUCGAAGUAGACCGGGCCGUGGUCACAAAGACCGGCUUGCAAUACGACAGAUGCUUUUCCUUUGCGGUCGACUCUGACGAGAAAAAGUCAGACGACGCGCGCACGCUGCAAUUUAUCAGCCAGCGCACGAAGCCGAAAAUGUCACUCAUUCACGCAGAGCUGUGGCUUCCGCACGACGAAAGCAGCAGCCAGGACCUGUUGGUUCACGCCGGCGGCGCAGUGCGCCUCACAUUCCCGGACCCGGAUCCCGCAAGCUUUAUGCAGCGUAUCCAAGCCUGCAUCGAGCAAAUGAGCUGGAAUGCGACGCCGCAGUAUUCCUUCAUUGUGCCAUUGACGCCUACGAUCCGGUACCUGCCCGAGUCGGAGCUGAAACCCACGCCGUUCACGAUACACUAUCGCGAGGCGCACGGCAUCGACAUGGGCCGCAUCACGGCAGUGGCCGCCGCGCUGCCCAAGCUGAAGAAGCUGCUCGGCUACCCUGAGCGCCGCACGCUCACCCUCUUCAAAUGCACCCCGGACACCCUGACGCGCACCGACAAGAACCUCGCGCCGCUCUCCAACAUUGGCUCGCGCGCGGUGCACGGGUACACCGACCAGCAGCCCAUCAACAUCAACAGCGUGAGGUCUGUGCAGGCCGUGUCGCGGAUGCUGCCCCGCGAGAACCAGCCGCUGAAUGCGCUACGCUUCCGCGCCAAUCUGUGGAUCGCCGGCGCGGCCGCCUACGACGAGGAAUCCUGGAAACGGUGCCGCAUCGUGCCCAAGGCGCCGCGAACGCACAAAAUGGAUAGCAAGCUGGCGACCACGCUCUCCGUCGUGUGCCGCACGUCGCGAUGCACCAUGCCGAACGUCGAUCCGGCCGCGGGCACGUUUUCGGCGCAGCGCCCGGCAGAGGGAAAGAAGAAGGGUCUCCCGCAGCCGACGACGACGCUGGUGGCAGAGCGCACGGUGGAGGAUGGCAACAAGGCGGCGCUGGGAUAUUUGGGGAUGCAUGCGGUGCCAGAGGACAGGGAUUUGGAGGCUGCGCGCAAGAGGCGCGAGAAACUCGUGGUGUGCGUCGGAGAUGAGAUUGAGGUCCUGGAGCGAGGCCAGCAUCUAUAUGGCUCUACUGGAGAUUUAUACUGA
Molecule: messenger RNA, 1362 nt
Organism: Akanthomyces muscarius
Lineage: Eukaryota; Fungi; Ascomycota; Sordariomycetes; Hypocreales; Cordycipitaceae
Exons: 1
Coding region: 1-1362 (453 amino acids)
Molecular function (GO): catalytic activity; molybdenum ion binding; pyridoxal phosphate binding
Source: RefSeq, a predicted model, not a curated record